This is a messenger RNA of Peniophora sp. CBMAI 1063, 5211 nucleotides long. NCBI's taxonomy places the organism in Eukaryota, Fungi, Basidiomycota, Agaricomycetes, Russulales, Peniophoraceae. The record is from the annotation of a GenBank genome assembly.
AUGCAUCAUCAAGUUCCGUUCAGUCUUGCCACAGUCCGCCUCUCUAUACGGAUAUAUCACCAGCGGAAUGUGUGCAAAAGGGAGAGGUACGGAUAUGUAUCACUUCAUGUAGAGAGCGAUGGUGACGAUCUCCAGUUUCUAACUCAUCCGCUCUUGGACGAGGUCGGACUCGUUGUGCAGACAAGAUUGCAACGCUUUCUAUGCGUCCAGCAUGAAUGUAUCGUUCCCGUGGACCGCGUUCUUGGGCAUCUUGCUUGGGGACACAAGCACCUGUUGCGCAAGCCAUCACAGGACGUUGUCAAUGCAUGGGCGGAUGAUUUGGGUUUAGAUAUUCACGCUGGCCUACCACCGUUUCCAACCGAGGAGGUUGCUGAGUACGAGGGCUUGUUGAAGAUGGAUGACGGACUUCUUUGUCCUGUUACCAGCUGUCCCAAAGGGUUUCAGGACCGGGCUAGCUUACGCACGCACUGUAACGCAGUGCACAAGGGUAGUCGUGUUCGACUCGAUCUGGCGGAGACGGUCUCGCUUCAACGGUUUGCACCUGGACUUGGUUCCGCAAAGUCAUGGUUCCGGGUCUAUGAUGCGGCGACACGCUCAUCCGAUGCGGACAUACAUGCGUUUAUUACGCGAGUCGUUGCCGAAACGGAGGCCGCGUCUGAGCUACCAGUAGAGGAGUACGAUACCCGCAAUGUUGAGCCGUGGCACCGCUUUACACGGUGGCCGUCUGCUCUGAAGGGGUUUACCAUGCAGGACAUCGAAACACUCAUUGGCCCCACGCAGGAGGGCGAACCAUAUUCUGCAUUGCAAGGACUGCUACUGGAUCUGUUCCGUGACGCUGCUCUCCUUAUAAGUGAGACCCAUGAGUCCGCAUUGUGCCAACUCAACACUCCCGAUCCAGAGCGUGGCGAAAACCACACUCCGUUUGGGAACCACCAGACGCGUACCACUCUUGACAGCUAUACGCAUAUCGUGUUGAAGCUCGUUACCGUCGCAUUGCGUACACAUGCAAACUCCGUCUGUCCUGUCGACAAAGUGAACAAAUCACGCUACUUAGGCCUUCGUCUGGAGCUUCCAACGCCGAUCCACAAUCUUGUAGAGGCACUUGAUAACACCCUUCGCGACGAUGUUCUAGACAGCGCACAGGCCAUCGAGGACUGCCAUAACUUACUCCUUGCGCUGUGGACUCAUGAAUGGCUACCUACCCGUGGUGUGGUGGAGCCGGAUCCCACUGUUCUGGUCAUUGCCAUGGCGUCAAUGCGCAGGACGGGCGAGUUUGCAACACCGCACCAGACUACGGGGCUAUUCGCACGGGUUAUGAAUCUACAGCGUUAUCUAGUUGUGCGCGACGCUCAUCGCAAUGCGGUCGGCACAGGCCAUGCAUACGUACGCUCGGUCAUUGCGAAUGUUGUGUCUCUCGCUCCCUGCUAUCGCGUCGCCCAUCUGUGUACAUUUCGCACCAUGCAGCGCUACAUGCACUAUGGAGCGUAUCUUGCGUUCUGCAGUCCGUCCAUGCCGCACCUGACCUGGGACGUCGAAGGAGAGCGCAUGUACUACAAGGGCACCCUCAUCACAUUUGAGCAUCAGCGCGAGAUGAGGCAGCGAAACCAGGACGAGGCCGUCGCCCUUUACGAAGAACUUCGCAUGGGACUCGAUGCCUACUUCCAGCACGGCUUGCUCGAAGACGAUCCAUCGAACACAGAGCCUGGGUACAACUUCAAGCGUAACGCACGCAAUCGACAUCUGUUUCAACGGAAGCACAUACUCUUAACCCUCAUUCUGGAGUCUCCUACACUUCGGAAGCGCUUCGUACACAUUGGCCCUGAUGGGCAUGAGACGUGGCUCCCUGGUCCACUUCUCAAGUGGCUUAUCGACUAUGCCGCUUUCCACCUUCGUCUACUUCUUGCAACAGAGCUUAACACUGCUGGUCCGGCUCGAGGAUCGGAGUUGACUUGUCUGGAACUCAUCAACACUCGGACAGCGCCACGAAGUGUAUACGUGCUAGGUCGUAACGUCGUCUUUCGAAGGCGAUAUCACAAGCUUCAAUCGCGAACGGGCCUGGACAAGGCAAUUCCCGAACCCCUUGAUGCGUGCUCUUCGCAUCUUCUCAUUCAAGACAUGUGCGUCCUUCGGGAUUUUGCAAUCUUUGCAGCCAGCAAGUUGUAUGGACGUGACCCGCACAUCAUGCAUCUCUUCAAGACUGCGGUCUUUGUCAAUGUCACCAAGCGCUUCACUACAGACAAUCUCUCCGAGGGUAUCAAAGCGCUAACUCGCAUUGUCAUUGGUCGCGAGUUUGGCGUGCGUGACAAUCGGCAUCAGCAGAUUGGCUUCAUGCGUUAUCGUAGCCCGCAAAUGGCCGCUCUGCAAGCACCCGAAGAUCCAGAGGGUAUCGACAUUGAGGCUGAAGCGGCUGGCCAUUCCCAUCGCGUUCACAUGGGCUAUGGCGUUGCAUCGAACGUGUACAGGGGUUUACAGGAGGACCUAACACCUGAGUUUGUACGGAGAGCAAUGGACUACCAGAGAGACCACCAUCUCGUUCCAGGAAAUUUGUGGAGUACGGUGGAAGAGUCUCGCUACAUCCAUUUCGACAAGUCCACUGCACCCCAAUCGCAGUCGCAAUUUGCGAGCAAGCUUGAAGCACGCAUGGAUCGUAUCGUGAAGGCCAACGAGCACGAGACCAGACUUUGGAUGGAGGACUCCAACAAAAAGCUGUUACGCGCGUAUCACCUCGAGAUGCGGAGCGUCGCACCUCAGAUGUUGCCAUCGCGUCCGCAAGGGGCUCCAAGUGCGCGGGCGCGGGGGAAUGAAGCGCAUGAUGCAUGGCAGGAGACCGAGGUAUUCCCUCCACUUCCAGAAGCGGCCACGGACGGUCAAACAGAUACGCACAACGGUGUGCAAGAUAACAACCCGCAACCCAUCGCAGAGCAUGGAGCUCAAGGAACGCGUACUGUCCCACCAAGGGCACCAAUUUCCGUCCAUCGUGCCCACCCAAUUCCGUCACCUCAGACAGCUCCGAAUACACUCCCACCACGGCCUCAGAAUCGCUUCGUCCACGAUGCAGCUAGCGUAUCCGGAACGCCAGUCGCAUUCGUACCAUCGCAGGACAUUACUGCAUCUGCAGUCCGCUACGUACCAGCCGCAUUACCACCUACAGCGCACCCGGCGAGCGCUCUGACUGUUGAUCCUAGGGAUCUUGAGGCCGCUGCUCGUAGAGUUCUGGGACGUCUUGUCAACCCCAAUGCACCUCAUGCAGUCCUUUGGCGUUCGGACGGUCAGAGGCAGGCCAUAAUGGAAUGUCUCGCAUACGCCCGUGAUGCACUCUUCAUCUUGGCUACGGGUAGUGGCAAGACCUGGGUGCCUGUCGUCGCUGCAUUGCUUGAGCAGCAUUCGUUGACGAUCAUUGCUGUUCCCUUGAACGCCAUUUACACCAGCACCCGCAAUAUGCUUGCACAAGCCCAUGUGCAAUGUAUGCAGGAGUGGCAGACCGGCGAUCCAAUACGCAAUUCGGCACGCAUGGUUCUCAUCACAUAUGACCGCGCCAAUAGUCAUGAGUUUCGAAUCGCUCUUUCAGAUGCUGUUCGCGUGGAGCGUUAUAUUCGCAUACGACUUGCUCUCGAUGAAGCGCAGAUGGCCGUCACGGAUGGCCAGUACAGGCCCACCCUAUUGAACAUUCGAGAGCUUCGUGGGAUUGCGGAGAUGCAGGUCAUCGCACUCAGCGGUACUAUCCCUCCUACAUCCGAACCUGAGGUUAAGAAUCUACUUGGUCUUCAUCCCCAUGCGACUACGAUUGUCCGCACAACGACCAACCGGCCCGAGCUUGCAUUCUUCGUUACCCGUGCCAUGAAGGACCUUUCUGAGACGAUACGCAACAUCACCCAGAUGUGGGAGCAGAUGUGUACCGGUGGUCUUGCGCGCAGCGAUCAUCACCUCGCCAUCAUCUUCGUACAGACGGGUGACAAUGGGGAGGAAGCGCAGACGCUACUGGCGGCUCUUGGGUACACUGCCGAGUUCUACCAUGGUGCCGCUGCGAGUAGAGGGCGGCCAUUGACCGACAGGGAACGCGGUGAGAUGCUAGACCGGUGGAUCGACGCCAAGAACCCUUCUCCAUUCAUUCUGGCCACGCCUGCACUUGGUGCUGGCUACCACAACCCUCGCAUCAUUGCGACCUUCCAUGCGGGACUAGCCGACGGUGUUGUCUCACUUCUCCAGCAAAUGUCCAGAGCUGGUCGCGAUGGGCAACCAGCAUUCGCAUUCGCAUUACCCUCCGUCCAUGACGCGUCGCACUAUGUUGAGCGUACUCGGUUAGAUCAUCGUGGAAAGAACGCCCUCCUCGAUCUGAUCUUCAAAGACAAGAUGGUCUGUCUGCGCAAAGCCCUCUUUGACUUUGUCGACGGGCUUGGACAUGGCCAGGUCUGCACGGACAAUGCAUUUAACGCUCGGUGUUCGCGAUGUGUCGAUGGCGGACGGUUGAGGGACAUGCUGCCACCUGAACGUGCGGCAGAUGCGCCAAUCCAGUCAGUCAUUGUUCGCAGUGAGGGUAGACCUCUCAAGCGCGAUGCAUCACGCAUGCACUCUCAACCGAUUGGCCUGCACGAGCGCACUGCAACCCAGGAUCCGGAGACCGGGGAGCCCUUAAAUCCGUUCAGCGUCAGGGCCUUUGCAGAGAAGCAGAUUGAAGAGCAGGCCCGUCAGGCGAACCGCAUUGACAUUGAACGCGUUGAGUGGCAGCCUGUGAUUGAGACGCUGGACUGUUUCACUGGCGUCUGUCCUUUGUGCAUGAUGCAUAAUCCCAGAGCGGCUGCACGCCCUAUCUGCCACAAGGACGUCAUUGAUUGCCCUCAUCUCCGCAUGUCAACCCAUUCGUUCUCAGGCUUUCGCAAAGGGAUUCAGUUCCCAAAAAAGAAACCGAAGAUGGAGCCUCCGUAUUGCUUCACCUGCUACCUUCCAAAUGUGGAUGCAAUUCCUCACCCCGCGUACCAGCGCGGUGUUCGAAAAUGCCCGCACAAAGACAAGGUUGCGCCAGCAAUAUUUGCAGCAUGGUCAAACCCUGACUGGCGAGCACCGUUGCUUACCGCCUUCCCGGAUGCGCCUCAGGGAACGGAUGCCGCGUCAUUUGCAGCCUGGCUUGUGGCGAAGUCGGACAAGCGGUCUAUGCACAACUUGAUGGUGGUAUUCGCAUGGAUAGGGCAGCGCAUCGCCCAGUUGUCCGCAUGA